AUGUCGCAGUACCCUUCCGCCGCCCCCGGUCAGAAGACCUUCAAGCUCAACACGGGCGCACCCAUCCCCGUCGUCGGCCUCGGCACCUGGCAGUCGGCCCCUGGCGAGGUCGCAAAGGCCGUCGAGAGCGCCAUCAAGGCCGGAUACCGCCACAUUGACUGCGCCUGGAUGUACGGCAACGAGCACGAGGUCGGCGAGGGCAUCAAGGCCGCCGGCGUGCCCCGCGAAGAGCUCUUCAUCACCACAAAGAUCUGGGGCACCUACCACCGCCGACCCGAAGAGGGCCUCGACGACUCGCUCAAGAAGCUCGGACUGGACUACGUCGACCUGCUCCUCGUGCACUGGCCCAUCCCGCUCAUCAUCCGCGGCGACGAAAAGAUCCCGCUCAACGCGGACGGAUCGCGCGCCAUCGACGCCGAGUGGACCGUCGAGCAGACCUGGGAGCUCAUGGAGAAGCUGCACGCCACCGGCAAGGCCAAGGCUAUCGGCGUCUCCAACUGCAGCACCGCCUACCUCGAGCGCAUCCUCUCCAAGGCCAAGAUUGUCCCCGCCGCCAACCAGAUCGAGCUGCACCCCUUCCUGCCGCAGCACAAGCUCGUCUCGUACUGCCAGAGCAAGGGCAUCGUGCCGCAGGCCUACUCGCCGCUGGGCUCGUCGGGCGGACCGGUGCUGCAGGACCCGCUGGUCACCGAGAUUGCAAGCAAGCACGGCGCCGACCCGGCCCAGGUCGUCAUCUCGUGGGCCGCCCAGCGCGGCGUCGUCGUCCUGCCCAAGUCGGUCACGCCGAGCCGCAUCGCCACCAACGCCAAGCUCAUCACGCUCUCGGACGACGAGAUGCUCAAGCUCAACGAGCUCAGCCAGCAGCCCGGCAAAGCCGUCCGUCUGAUCCAGCCCGCCUGGGGAGUCGACCUCCAGUUUGACAACUAA
Messenger RNA from Pseudozyma flocculosa PF-1, 927 nucleotides. RefSeq lists its product as uncharacterized. NCBI's taxonomy places the organism in Eukaryota, Fungi, Basidiomycota, Ustilaginomycetes, Ustilaginales, Ustilaginaceae. Gene Ontology annotation, molecular function: aldose reductase (NADPH) activity. The coding region runs from base 1 to 927 and encodes 308 amino acids. Gene Ontology annotation, cellular component: cytosol. The record is from RefSeq and is a predicted model, not a curated record. The transcript has 6 exons.